Molecule: messenger RNA, 1683 nt
Organism: Esox lucius (northern pike)
Lineage: Eukaryota; Metazoa; Chordata; Actinopteri; Esociformes; Esocidae
Gene: mns1
Product: meiosis-specific nuclear structural 1
Exons: 10
Coding region: 160-1668 (502 amino acids)
Biological process (GO): cilium organization
Cellular component (GO): motile cilium
Source: RefSeq, a predicted model, not a curated record
ACCAGUAAUUAAGCAUGCGCGUUUUGGCGCGAUGUUACUAAGACAACUGGGGGCAAAACAAAAGGAGUCAAGUUACUCGCAGAUGGGCUGUUUUCAUAACAUUUCUGCAUGGUGUAACAUACAAAACAACGAUUGGAUUUGCCACAACUCUAUGAAAUUAUGGCUGCAAUGAGCCAGCGACACAACAUGACCCACAAACAGCAGCAAAGAUUGACAGCGGAAUUUCGACGACAGGAAGAGCAACGGCAGGACCAGACAAAAUGCAUCCGUAAGGAGAGACAGAUGCGAGCGGGUAUAAUGAGUGAGGAGAGAAUUGAAAAAAUGAGAUACCAACGCAAAGUCAACGAAGAGCUUUAUGAAAGACAAAUUGAGGAUGCUCUCAUCAAGGCAGAGGAGGAUAGAAUAUACAAGGAAAAGCAACUAGAACAAGAGGAGAGAAUGGCACAAGAACUAGCCCGCAUCAACUUGGAAAAACUUAGAGAUGAAAAAAUGAGGCAAUAUAUAAAAGAAAAUAGUGCUGAACUUCGUGAGUUAGAGUUAAAGCUCAAGUCUGCAUACCUGAACCGGGAGAGGGCAGCACAGAUUGCUGAAAAGGAGUCUAUGAGAUAUGAGACAGUGCGGCAGGAGGCAGAUAUUGCUCGUAAGCUGAAAAGUGAGCAUGAGCGGGCCUCCUUGGAGCAGGAGAAGCUGGAUCAGAAGCGCUAUGAAGAGGUUGUGCGUUACCAGCAAGAGCUGGAGCAACAGCUUGAGGAGAAAGAGCGCAAAAGACAGGAUGCUUAUGAGGAAUUCCUCAAGGAGAAACUCAUGGUUGAUGAAAUUGUCAGGAAAAUCUAUGAGGAAGAUCAAAUGGAGCGGCAGUUGAGAAUGGAGAAGAUAACAGCCACUCAACGGUACAUAGAGGAGUUUAAGAGCCAGCAGGCUGAAUGGAGACGGAUGGAGCGGGAGAAGAUGGAGGCUGAGAACAGACGGAUCUUGGAAUUUGCCAGUUACCAGCAGCGUAAGGAGGAGGACAGAAUGGCAAAAGUCAGAGAACGAGAACAGGCCAAAGAACAUCUCCACCAGAUGCUCACUGAGAAGAUUGAAAUGGAGAGGCAGCAACGUGAUGAGAUGGAGCGUGUCCGUGAAGAGCUUUGUCUGGAGGAGCAAGCUGAGGCUGCAAGGCAGAAACAAAUAGAACAGAUGGAGCAGAGAAUCAGACAGAGGUUGGAGUUGCAGCAAACCUGCCAAGAGCAACUGGCUUUCAAGGAACUGCGGAGGCAGGCUGAGAAGGAUGAGGAGGAUGUGUUCAGGAAGAUGAUGUUGGAGAAGUUUGCUGAAGAUGACAGAAUAGAGCAGAUGAAUGCCCAGAAACGUCGAAUGAAGCAGCUUGAGCAUAAGAGGGCUGUGGAGAAAUUGCUGGAGGACAGAAGACAGCAGUACCUGGCUGACAAGGAACGUGAGGCGGAAGAUAGGGCAAUUGAACGUGAGAGGGAGGCACUGCAUCGACAGAUCAUUGAGGAAGAGAGACAAAGACUUCUAAAACUGCAUGCCACAAAACUGCUGGGCUAUCUACCUAAGGGCAUAUUCAGAGAAGAUGACCUUGAACACUUUGAUGAGGACUUCAGAAGCAAUUUCCAAAAGCGACAGUCUGACAUUUUUGGCGAACAGGGCUUGGGAGAUAACGAAUGAUACUUUUCUAUACUA